Misgurnus anguillicaudatus (oriental weatherfish) is the source of this 2286-nucleotide messenger RNA. RefSeq names its product guanine nucleotide binding protein (G protein) alpha v1 (gene gnav1). Gene Ontology annotation, cellular component: heterotrimeric G-protein complex; cytoplasm. Lineage: Eukaryota; Metazoa; Chordata; Actinopteri; Cypriniformes; Cobitidae. Gene Ontology annotation, biological process: adenylate cyclase-modulating G protein-coupled receptor signaling pathway. Gene Ontology annotation, molecular function: guanyl nucleotide binding; G protein-coupled receptor binding; G-protein beta/gamma-subunit complex binding. The record is from RefSeq and is a predicted model, not a curated record.
GUCACUUCCUUUGAAAGGAAAGCAGACACCUCUGAGAACUAAAGAGAUCUCUGUGGGCGAUAUGGACUCGUGCCAUUAUUUAAUGUACAGAUUUGUGUUGUGUAUUAUUUAACAGAGAUAUUGUAAUGUGUUAUUAUGAGGUUUCGCGCCACGACAGUUAACAUAUAAGAUCUCAUUGGAUACAGUGAGUACCAAACGCUGCUGACUGAGUAACCGGGAACGGGCAAAUUUAAAACUUUUUUCUCCUUCCUCCUUUACUUUCGGGACCAUCCCAACUUCGCUCUCGUUUUUUCUUCUCUCUCUCUGCUUCUCUUUGUGUUUUCAAAGUACUCGGAGUAAGACCUCUCAAAAAACAACAACAUUAACAUUAAGAUCGAUUGACUUUGCGGUGCGUUUUUACGCAUGAACUUUAGAUGAGCGCGCACGGAGAUCUCGCACGUUCGCCGACUUGGGAUGUUUUUACGCGUUCGCUUUUCGUCGUGAUUCUGGACUUUCUGCCCGUUUAUUGAGCUGUUGCAGGGAAAGACAUGAGCUCUGGAUAUGGGUCUGUGUUUGGGAACCGACCUGACAGAGGAGGACAAGAAGGCGAAGAUCCACAGCUCACAGAUAGACCGAGAUCUGUACGAGUACGCGAAGAGAGAGAUGAAUGUGGUGAAGAUCCUCAUGCUGGGAGCGGCAGAAAGCGGAAAGAGCACGCUGGUCAAACAAAUGAAGAUAAUCCACAGCCAUGGGUUUACCAAGCAGGAGCUGGCCAGCUUUAAGCCUGCAGUAUUGGAUAACCUCAUGACCUCCAUGAAGUUUGUCCUGCAUGGGAUGGGCGUCCUUCGAAUCAAUCUCGCCAAUAAUAAAAACAAGGUCCACGCUCACUCGAUUCUCUCAUGUGGCCGCUGCUUUGAUGAAGAUCAGGUGCUGUUUCCGUUCGUAGGCCACGCCCUCUGUUGCUUGUGGUCGGAUCAGGGGGUGCGGUCUGCGGCGGCGCGCGGAUACGAGUACGAGCUUAAUGACUCAGCGCUGUAUUUUUUCGAGAACAUGGGUCGAAUCAUCGCCCCCGACUACAUGCCCACAGAAACAGACGUCUUGAGGGUCCGACUGAGGACCACAGGUGUGAUCGAAACGCAGUUCAAAGUCAAACACCUGAUUUUCAGAAUGUAUGAUGUUGGAGGACAGAGAACCGAGAGGAGGAAGUGGAUCAGUUGUUUUGAAGACGUGCGGGCUGUGCUGUUCGUGGUGUCACUGAGCGGGUACGACAUGACUUUAGUAGAAGAUCCGUCCAUGAAUCGACUGCAGGAGAGCCUCAAGCUGUUCUUGUCAAUCUGCAAUAACGUCUUCUUCAGAAGUACCUCGAUGAUCUUAUUCAUGAACAAGAUUGAUCUUUUCCAAGAGAAGAUUCUUCACUCCGGGCGACAUUUACGACAUUUCCUGCCCCAGUUCAAAGGAGCAGACUGUGAUGUGGAUGCGGCCGCCCGCUUCAUCGCCGCCAUGUUUAUAUCCCUCAACGCCACUCCCAACAAGCUCAUCUACCAUCACUUCACCACGGCGACCGACACCUCUAACGUACAGGUCGUCUUCCAGGUCGUCAUGGAUACCAUCAUCAAGGAAAACCUGGAAGCCGUGUCACUGCUUUGAGUACCACCGACAUUGAGAUUUAUGGACUGUGUGGUCAUUUGAAUGAACGAUAUUUAUUAUAUGCAAUGCUCUAAACUGAAUCUGCAUUUAUCAGAACGGAGCACUUACGCACAUUUUAUUUUGUAUUUUGCAUAAAGCUAUGACUUCUACGAAUUCUUUCAGGGGUGGUUCAUCGUUUCUAACCAAUGACAAACUUUAUUAUAAUGUUUAGUCAUUAACCCACCCGAACUGCACAUUACACUUUGGGGAGUGUGUGUAAUGCUGGUUUAUAUGCAACAUUUGAAAGCCGUGUACACCUGCUUGAUUUUCUUUAGGACCUGCUUGCUCAGCCAUGCAUCCCAUAAUUCUUCACUUGAUAAAUAGCAUCCCCCUUUUCCUGUGUAUUUUACUAUGGUUAAUCAUCACUUAAGAAAGUACAUUUACCCUUCUUCUUCAAGUCUUCAGUUCUGGUUUAUUAUGAUUUCUUAUGCUGUUAUUCAUACCUGGACCUCGUAAUGUUUGUGGAUUUAUGUUUGUGUGAUUUGUGUCUUGCUCUUUUGUAGCUGUUUAGUAGCAUUUGUGCUGGUUUGAUCCUGAAUGUCUUUGUCAUGCCAAGUGAGACAAUUUAUAUAUACAGCACAUUCUGUAUGAAGAAAAUAUAUUCGAUUUUUGUUGCCAAAA